AUGGAUGUAAAGACUGUAACAAAGGGGGCAAACCCCUUCUUAAUUGACGAUCUUACCGAGUAUUCAAACCCAUCUCAACUGGGUGGUGGUGGUGGUAUGAACUCCAACCCCUUCCUUUCUGGAAGUGACUUCAAUAUUUCUGGAACAUCAGAUAAUCCAUUCCUAAGUUCAUUGGGUGGUGUAGAUGUAACAGAAAGUGUGUCACCUUCGCCAUUUUCUACUACAUCGACGAAUCCGUUUGCUUUAUCUUCAUCAGAUAAUAAUGAAUCUAAUGCAAACAUUGAGUUUUUCAGUGCAGUGCAUGAACCUGCGGUCUCGGAAUCUCAAAACAUUGUCAGUUCUGAUGCAUUGUCGAAUAUAUUCGAUAACAUGCAAGUACAACAACAGGUUGUAUCGUCUGCUGAUAUUUUCUUUGAUGUUGGACCAACAUCUACACCGCAGACUACUGCUAACUUUCAUGAGGAUAGGGUAGAUUUACUUGAUGACACUUUUUCCACCACCACAACAGACCACCCUGAAGGCUUUUGCAAAGAAACAGCAGACCUAUUUACUAAUGUAGUAGUUUAUGAUGAUGCUUCAUCAAGAACCAGCACGCCAAAAGGUGGUGCCCCAAGAAGGCCUCCGCCUCCUCGACCACCACCUUCCAAGGAGACAAAAGACUUAAUUCUCAGUGUAACAGGUGCAAUGGAAGCAACAUCGUCGCACCUUCUGGACAGGCUGCAGGCUACAAGAACACCUAGUCCCACUCCAAUACGGGAUCUCCAUUCUCCUAGUCCCACUCCAGAUGUGUCUUUCUCUGACUUUCUGGUCGGAGAGCCUACAGAUCUGUCACAAAGCAAACUGGCAGAGUUUCCCAGCAGUGAAGACUUUAGUCUUUUAGGAGACGCAGAUAUGGCACCAUCUAGUGGGAUGCCAGUCACUCAACAGCCUCAGGUACCACCGAGACCUGCCCGUCCACCCACGCAACCAACUGCACAAAUAUCCGCGGCUGUGAAUGCAGACAUGAUGGAUAUCUUCAGUAGUGAAGCACAACCAGAAGUUGCUCCUAAGAAGUCAAAUACUGACAUCCUGGGACUGUUUAAUACAUCUGCACCAGAAACGACCAAGCCCGAAUCAAGUGUUGCGCCACCUACCACUACGGACUUACUAGGAGAUGUCUUUGAGGAAGGCUUGGGAAAUAAACCUCUGCAGGAGAUGAACGUGAUGGCGUCAUCAACAACAGAUUUUGCAAACUUUUCCUCUGAAGCUCACACAGCAACCGAACUCUCUGAAACUGUCUCCCCCAAAGUGUCAGAUUCUCUCCCCAUCACACUAACAGAAUCUCAUAUAGCAUCAGGAGAAGAUGACUUUGAUGCAUUUGCAGCCAAGUUUGAGAAUGCUGCGAAGGACGAAGUACUAGUAGCUUCGGAUCCAUUUGAUCCAUUUUCUGGCUCUGCAGAUACUGAAGAAAAUGAUCUCUUUGGUAACACUGCAGGCACUGUAACAACUGAUGUUUGGGGAAGUACAGGAGUCCAAGCAGCAUCCAAGACUGAAGGUUUUGGUGAAGGUGACUUUGACUCCUUCCUGACUAUGAAUGAGCCAACAGCUGUUGCAGCUGUUGCAACUGCUGCAGAUGCAGCUGUUGCACCAAUGAACAGGAUUGCAAGUGCAGAUUCUGAUGAAGGCCCCGACUUUUCUGUGUUUAUCAAACCGAAGACCACAGAGGAAGACGCGACGGUGCCCGCUCUGGCGCCUCCGCCCAAGAGUCCGGUGAACAACAGCGCGUUCACGGACUCCACGCCGCGGUUCAACCCUUUCGACAAGAGCAGCGAGGCCGCCUCGGCGUCGCUGCCGGGCGCAGACGCCGUCGCUCUGCCAGGGGGCGAGCCGGCGGAGGGCGGCCUCCAGAGGACGGACUCGCAGGAGACGCCGCCCACGCCGCUGUUCGACGACGACGUGUCGCAGCCCCUCGAGGACUUCCCGCGCACGGUGUACACCGGCGACGGCUGGGAGAUGCACCUGCGCCAGCCCAACAAGAAGAAGAUCACCGGCCAGAGGUUCUGGAAGAAGGUGUUUGUGCGCCUGGUGAGCCAGGGAGACAACCCGGUGCUGCAGCUGUACAACACCAAGGACGACAAGGACCCCUUCCAGGAGCUGCCUCUGCAGGCAUGCUACUCUGUGUCCGACAUAGGCGCCCAGCAAUUCGACAUGUACGGCAAGAUCUUCACGGUGAAGCUGCAGUACGUGUUCUACAAGGAGCGGCCCGGCGUGCGGCCGGGCCAGGUCACCAAGGCCGAGCGGCUCACCAACAAGCUGAGCCAGUUCGCCGCCUACGCCAUCCAGGGCGACUACCAGGGCUGCAAGGAGUUCGGCAGCGACCUGCGCAAGCUGGGACUGCCGGUGGAGCACGCCCCGCAGAUCUCGCAGCUGUUCAAGAUCGGCUGCCAGUCGUACGAGGACCUGAAGCAGUUCUGCAUGACGGUGGAGGAGUCCUUGUUCCGCAUGUCGGCGCACCGGGACCGCGCCCUCAACUACAAGACGGAGGAGGUGCAGAUCACGGCGGUGGACGAGCUCUACGUGGAGCAGGACAGGCAUGGGCACAUCGACAAGCAGAUCGCCCGGGUGCGGCUGUUCUUCCUGGCGUUCCUCGCCGGCAUGCCCGACGUGGAGCUGGGGCUGAACGACAUGUGGCGCCAGGGCAAGGAGGUGGUGGGCCGCCACGACAUCAUCCCCGUCAUCACGGAGGAGUGGAUCCGCCUGGAGAACACCGAGUUCCACAGCUGCGUGCAGCAGGACGAGUACCAGAGGACACACACCAUCAAGUUCAAGCCGCCUGACGCGUGCUACAUCGAGCUGAUGCGCUUCCGCGUGCGGCCGCCCAAGAACCGGGAGCUGCCGCUGCAAGUGAAGGCAGUGCUGUGCGUCACCGGGAACAAGGUCCAGCUCAAGGCGGACAUCCUGGUGCCGGGCUUCUCCAGCCGCAAGCUGGGGCAGAUCCCCUGCGAGGACGUGAUGGUGCGCUUCCCCAUCCCCGAGUGCUGGAUAUACCUGUUCCGGGUCGAGAAGCACUUCCGCUACGGCUCCGUCAAGUCCACGCACCGGCGGACCGGGAAGGUGAAGGGGAUCGAGCGGCUGCUGGGGGCCGUGGAGACGCUGGAGCAGUCGCUCAUCGAGGUGACGUCGGGGCAGGCCAAGUACGAGCACCAGCACCGAGCCAUCGUGUGGAGGAUGAGCCGUCUGCCCAAGGAGGGUCAAGGAGCGUACACGACCCACGCCCUCGUCUGCAACAUGGCGCUGACCUCGUAUGACCAGAUCCCCGACCAGCUGGCCGAGUACUGCUAUGUGGAGUUCACGAUGCCCGCGACCCAGGUCUCCCACACGACGGUACGCUCCGUGUCGCUGGUCGACGGGGCCAAGGACGACCCCCCGGAGAAGUACGUCCGCUACCUGGCCCGCCACGAGUACAGGGUCGGCAUCGAGCACACGCAAGGGGAGGGGCCGUCCGCUUACAUCACGGCUACCAUCACCAAGCCUGCCCCCGCUGCCGUUCCCGAGACCGUCGAGGAGGAGAAACACGAGGUGGAGGCAGCCGAUUCCGACAGCGACUCCUCCAGUUAGGUUAAAUCCAACAUGGAAAACUUUUAGUGCAAAGGAGGAAAGCCAGUGUAAAUAAUCAGGGUGUGAUUGGACAAUACUUUUAUCUACUGACCAGACGCCUGCAAUUUUCUACGUGUAAACUAAAAAAAGUGUGUGUGUAUGUGUAUAAAAAACCCAGGAUCACACAGACCUACCGUACUAUCAUAAUGAAUGGGUGAAAUAUUCUACAAAAUUCAUGAAUAUGUGAAAAAUGUUGUGUACCUAUGUGGAAGUGCAGCCCCCAUAUUUAAACAAAUGACAUCCUGUAGUUAAGUGAUAGUCCAACUCACUUAAAUGUUUGCCUAAAAUGUUGUCAUACCUCUAUUUAUUUUCACAUGACACUACACUAAAACAAAAGUAGAAAUACUUCCCUUGUAUAUUAAAACAUUAUUUAUGUGUGAGACAGCAUAGAGCGGUAUUUAUGUACAAUUGAAUAGAUGUAACCUUUAUUGUUUUCGCUUUUUGGAGAAAUGGUACAAGUGAACACAGUAUGUGUAGAAUAGCAAAGUGUUAAGAGUUGUUAGCAUCCCAUGUUUGGCAGAAGAUUGACAGUUACCUAAUUUAAGAGUUCCCUCAUGACUAGAACAUUGCGUGUACGACGCUGCUGGAAUCUGUAGUUUGUAACGCAGGAGAGCGACAACGCACUUGUGAUGCAGACAAUCACAGGUGGGUUGCAUUAGACACAAAGGAACUGUCGAAAUACCGACACAGAGCAUGCUGUGUCCUGCGAGGUGGAGUUUGUUCAUCAGGUUAGACAAUAAAGUAAACAGUCUCUAAUUAAUUACUAUAAUGUUUCAGUGUGCGAAAAUAUUAUAAAUGUUUGCAGGGAAAGUCAUGUUUUGAUUCUCCCACGUGCCAUAACGCCCAUAGCAGAAUUAUUGCAGUCAAUUAAUAGUUUUCUUUGCUCUUCUAUUCAGCUCCACAUUAGUCCUUGCUUCAACAUCAUGAAAAAUUAAUAAAUGAAUUACAAUUCAAGUCAAAUAUAUAAAUGAAAAUGUUUGUGGCUGGGUUGAUACAUUUUCAGUCCAGAUAUUCUUUAGGUAUGCCAACAUAGUAAGUUACUGUUUUUAAGUAUGUGUUUAGCAUGUCUACUUGGGAUGAUACUCUGUUAAUGUAAAAAAAAAAUAUAUAUAUAAUUAUUUUUUUACAGAACUAAAGUAACAACUUUUCUCCUCACUAGAAUUUAUUGUAGUGGACCAAUAAUAUUCACUGUUAGAUCUCUUAUAGAUAUAAUUAAGCAAAUGUCAAAAACAUGUACAUUCUUCAAAUAAAAAAUUGCUUGUGGAUUCAGUAUAAAAAAAAGAGCAGAUAUUUUCUUUACAUGGCUACUACUGAUACAGUAUUAAAAUAACUGGCAGAGAAAAUCAUAAGUUGGCAAGCAUUUCACAGUUACUCAGUUACUGUUAACAUAAAUUAGGUUCUAUGCAUGUCUUGUACAGAAUCACCAUUGCUGUGAAGUUUCUGCACAAAAAAUAACUUUAAUUAAAAAUCUGAAAUAUCAUCUAUCAAAUCCAAAAUAACACAGAAACUUUGCAUGUGUAAAAUUUUUUGUUAAUUUAUUAAGCAAUCUGUUAAGAUCUCUCAAAUAACUUUAAUAAGUUAUAGGUUAGCUUUUAUAGGUAAUUCUUAUUGUAUAGUGUACAUAUUUUAUUAAUAUGCAAGGUGAAGUUACCUAUCUCAACUGUUGAACAAUGAACUAGGCCUGUGCGAAGCUUCUACUAAGCGAAUCAAUCAAAGCUCUUUUUAAUAUUCAAUUUGACUUCACUAGGAAAUUUGCUAUUCGUUUUAUAUAAAGCGUCGAAUGUGAUACAAAGCUUCACGUCUUAUGUGAAGCUAGGCUUUUGUUGCGAAGCUUUAAAACAUGGAAGCCUAAGAUUUGUUCAAGAAAAUAAUGAGUUUUUUUUUGUGUUUAAAUUUUUGCACGAAUAAGUUUGGUUACUUAAAAAAUCAAAUGUAAAACUUGGGUUUGCUUUAAUGAAUGCUCAAUAAUAUGCACGGUUAGAUUAUAAUUUUUAUAGGGCCCAAUUGGUUAAUUACUUAACCAGUUCAAACACUAAAAAAUGUUUAAUACUAUUUUUUUUUACUUCAAUCCAGUAUUUUAUAAAAAUAAGUGUGAUACAGCCUAGCUGAGAACAAUAUUCACAGUUCCAUUUGACUUCGGGAAUAUUUUAAACAAUUUGAUAUUCACUUCACAUCUAAAACCUAGCAUUUGCACAGGCCUACAAUGUACCCAAUGUAAUAUGUAUGUAAAAUAUUUACCUUUGAAGUUAGUCUUAGAAUCAUUAUAAUUAUUGAUGGUAGUUUAUUGCAUACAUCUCACGUUGUAUAAAUAUUUCAUCCAUGGAUGCAAUGAUCUCGCGGUGCUGCCGAUCAAACAUUUUCAAACUGUGCAACACCUGUCAAGCGGCCGUAAACUGUAGCAUUAGUUAUGCAAGCAAGUGACUUGGAUGUCAAUGUAACCUGUUGUCUUUAUAGCUUGAUCACUUGUAACUUGGUGGUUAUAAAUAAAAUAAAAAAGUGGUUCUGUUUUUAACAUUCUGUUGUGAUGAGGUUGCAGUAGCAUGUUACACAAAAAAAAAUUAGAAUAUUAAACAUGAGAUGAAUGCAGAAGCAUUUUAUUAAUGUAUGCAUGUUUCAAUUUCACUUUGUGAUUUACUGUUUAUUAUCAUUGAUGGAUGUACAAGUAAAUGGGCAGUUGGGCUGAAAUGUGUCAGUGAGUAUUUCUUGGGCAUUUUUUUUUAGCAUUGCCUGUCAAAAUUUUGUAAUCAAACCUUAUGUUUUAAAGCCAAUUUAACCUUGCAGUCAAACAAGUGCUACAUCACAUCAAGACAGAAAACAAAAUUAAAAAAAUUAAAUAUUCAAAGUAGAUUCCAUGGAAUUUUGUAGGGGGAGGAGGGAUAAAUAUACCAAUAUUUUCCUCUAUGGCUUUGUUCCUGUUAACUUAACUGCUUUUUUGAGUGAUUCUCAUACCAAAAAUACAAUUAAUACAUUUCAAUUUACAAAAUAUUAAUUUAUGAUAUAAAGAAAAAAGACUAGAACAAUGGGUCAUUAACCUUAGAUGCUAAAUCCAUUGCAGUAAAAAAUAUUAAAACAGGAAGCAAAUUUUCAAUCUGUCACUAAAGUAAUUUUUUAUUUUUUUGUUUCAAACAAUUCAUAUUCAGAGUUAAGUUAACUAAUAGUAUUACAGGGAUGUUGGCAAAGAAAUGUGAACUGUGUACAAAAAACAAAUUCAAGAACAUUAGCUUUAGAAAUAAAAUGCUACUGAAACCUUCAUAUGCCUACUCUUUUCAAGACCUCAUGAAAUGAGGUCAAAUAGCUACAAGCCAAAGACAAUGUGUGUGUGUGCAUGUAAAAUCCAGAGUGCCUGCAUGUUCCCAAUUACGUUAGCGAGAAAAAGCAGCACUUAGCUCACCCUUGCAGUGUCUUGCUCUCUCGGAUGCAAAGCGUAACUGUAAAUAGUAUAUGUCAGUAGUUGUUUAGUACUGUGUCUGUCCACCAGGGUGGCAGGUGGAUAAAGAAACUGGUGUGUGGCCAAGUUUUAUUUAGCAUUAUGCUCAGAAAUUAUUAACGAGGUGAGAGAAUGAAAGCACUCAGCUUACUAAAAGUUUAUGUAUACAUAUAUUAACUAAAACCAAUGAUGAAUAUUUUAAGAUCACACCCACAGAAUUUGUCUGCUCUUCCUCACUGUUAUUUAAAGGGGAUGGAUAUGAACUGAAAGACACCAUAUUGGUUUCGAUAAUUUUUGUGCCAAAGCAAAUUAUUAAUUUUUUUGCAUUUAUAUUAAAAAAAUUUACAUACUUGUUUAUGGAGCUAGCAAGGAUGUGCAUGACAAAAAAAAAAAAACAUUUACAUAUAAAAUAGCAAUACAAACCACAAAGAACAAAACAACAAUGCACGAGGAAUAAAAACAUCUAAACCCUACAAGAAAUGUGUUUUAAAAAUAACACAAGUUUUAAAAUACAUGCUUCGAUACAUAAAAAACUAAUAAAAGUUCUCAAUUCUUUAAAGUAUUGAAAGAGUGCAUAUUUGAAAUAAUUUAAAAUAAUUAUAAUAGGUAACAUGAAAAUGAAUUAAAUACAUUGGUAGUUUCUAAUUGAUUAUAACUGGAAAAGAAUAUCAUUUAAUAUGGAAUAUUUUCUUUUAAUUAAUAAGCCAGAAAAUUAAUAUGGCCCACAAUCUUUUGAAGCCCAAAAUCUGUUGUAACCAAGCUAACUGAAUUAAAAAUCACAUAUUCUGUAAACCUUGCACUACAGAAGGCAAUUGAAGCACUAUUGACAACUCUAGAUGAAGAGCUGACACAGAACUAUGGGAGAUUCAAUUGGCAGUCCAAAUAUGAGCACUCAGAAAAAAUAUCUGGUGCAUGCCAUGCCACCAGUGCAGAAUAAUGCAUUCCGAUACUUAUGCUCUCGAUGCGUUUCCUACCUGCGAUUAAGAUUACAACCCUGUAGUUACCUGGGGCCUCAGAUCAAAAUCACAUCUACCUACUUUGCCAAAGCAUUCACAACUGUUGAUGUGGUACUAUAGCUUGCAAAUAAAACUAUAUUACUAAUGUUCAUAAACCUUCGCUAGAUAUAAAAUUUCAAUGUCAUUAAAACUUUAAUAAGCUGAAGCUUUGGCUGCUUUGCAUGCAAUUUGUGAAUUCCCUCAGCACAUAAUCAAUUGUUUUCUGACAGUUGUCACAAGCACAACUCCUUAUCCACCUGCUAACCUCAGUUGUGUGUGUGUGUUCAGUGUGCCGUAUUUGCUCACAUAAUUGCUUAGCCUAGUCACAUGUCGCGUUAUUUUGUGGUAGAGUAUAAAUCUGAAAGAAAUAUUUUAUAUCACUGGUACUGAUACUGCCAUACACGUUCAUUAAUACAGACAUUUUCAGAUGCUCAACAAAAGUGGAAAAAAGAGACUUCUAUAACAAAAUACAGCAAAACCCUCUUAAUAAAAUUCCACUUAAGAAAAUUACCUGCAUAAUAAGUUUUUAAAAAUUUCACAUCUAACCUAUUUAGUAAAUUUUCCCUGUAAAUACAUCUAAAUUUCCAAACAGCUUGAAAAACUUCUUAACACAGAUGUACUGUAGUUUGCCAAAUAAAACCUGUACUUGUUUCCAAAUUCAAAAUAGGGUACCGUACUAACUUUCUGCAAUUCGUAAUUUAGACAUUUUUAUUUUGACUCUGGUCUUAGUGACUUAUGCUACAAAGUCAUACUGUAGAAGAUAAACUUAUCUAUGUUGACAGAUGAUUUGCAAGUAUGUGAGCAAAUCAGUUAAAACAUUUAUAUAUUUGUGUAUUUAAAAUUUGUGUAGAAUACUAUAUUAUAUACUAAAUGUAUUUAUUUGUGAGUGUAUAAUAGUAUAGUGAGAAUAUGUAACAAAGGUACAUUACUUUAUUUUAAAUUUGUAGUAUAAUGAUAAACAAGGAAAAGGUAUAGUUAAUGUAAAAUUAAGUCUGUAUUCACUGUUAACUACUCUACAAUCUCAUCUACAUAUUUUCGUGUACAACUUUUCUAUAAUCCUAAAAUUUUUCACACCGCAGAAACAAAAUAAGCUAGUAGGUAUGUUGCAGUUAACUACACCAGAAAUACUGAAUUGUUUCUUAUCUAUGUUAUAAACUCUAAAAGCACAUAAGUAUCAUAAUAUAAGCAGAAAUUUCGAGAAGAUAUUUCCAUCACAUUCAAACUGGGUGCAUGGUCAGUUUAUAAAACAUUGCAGGAAAGUAAAAAAUUUGUCUAGCUUUGGAAAUAGUUCCUACCUGCAAUGUUUCUAUUUCUGGCAGCUUUGACGUAGCUUUUUAGCUGUUUGUGGCUCUUGAGCUCAGCAGGCAUGUGAUCCUGUGACGGGAACCACCCCUCGACUUCUGACUGUCUAGCGAAGUCUGUGUCUCCAGUGUUACUGGCUUGCGCUGCGACACUUGCCGAGUGUGUCAUCGCUAGCCACACACCAUAUCCAACUCGGUCGAGAUUGGUCCUGAAAGUUUUGUGAUGGGUAAAUGAAAAUGCAAUACCGUAAAAGAUAUAGGAAGAUGGCUAGAUUCGAACUGACGGAGCAUAUAAUAGAGAAAAUCGGAGAACUAAUGACACUGACAUGCAAGCAAGUCAUCUAUGUAUCCAACUUCUUACACACCAGUUUAGACCCAUGAUUACAAGGUAUGAACCAUGUCCAUAAGAACGAAAGCUGCGAAGAGGAUUCCGGCAUCUGAGAUUAGAAUUGCCACAAUCAUGGUUGGAAAGAGAAAAAAAAUUGGACAAAAUUUAGGAUGAGAAGGUAAAAGACCUGGGUCGAGUUGGCAGACGGCACGAUAAAAUUAGUGUUGGUAGACUCAUUGUGUGGUCACUGGCGAAGAAUGGAGGACGACACAAGCUCUAAGACUGAAGACCAAGAGGAUUGUGAAGAAUGAGAUUCAAAGAUGUGGUAAGAGACGUACAGUACUUUGACAGUGUUGGAUAAGAAGAGGCGUAAAGAAUCAAAAAUUGGUGUAGCAUUGUGUGUUUGGAACAGUGUGGUAUGAAAAUGAGCAGCAAAAAAAAAAUGUGAUCUCCAUUUGCUGCGAAUACUUCUCAAUAACAAAAAUUAUUUGUGGAUGUGUUCAAUAGUUCUUUCAAACUUUUUUUUUUAGAAGUAACUCAAUAGACAAGACACUGACUUAAAAACAAAAAACAAUUGUUUGUGUUGUACCAGCUUCUAUUUUCUUUACCUAAUUGGUGAGUUUCCCCUGAGAGCUCUCCCAUGCCUUUAGUAAAUGCUCCAUUCUCAUCUCAUUAUCUCUCAUUAUUGUCUCUAAUGACCCUGAUGUUGACAAGAUAUUAAGUUCUAGUUCACCAUAGUUUUUGUAGGCUACCAGAUUCUAUUUACCAAUAUUGAUAUUUAAUAUAUAUGAAAUAAAAUAUGAAACUAAUUAUCAUAGAAAAAAUGUUAAGGUCUAGAAUCUCAACAACAGAGCACUACAUAUUAUGUAAAACAUUUUUUUGAGUUUUUCCACCUUGCUUUAGCCUAAAAAUUGACUUCUUAAAUGAUUGCUUAUAAAUAUUUAAUCAUCCAGUGUGUUUAGUCUUGACAGAACAGCACUCUCUCAAGAUAGUAAGGUUAAGUACAUACGUGUUAAUUCAUGUGGCCUUUUUUUGUAGAUGGGAACAGUAUGUGUCACAAAUCCAUUUGAGCUGUAUCUAUCUUCACACAUUUUGGAUACCUACCUAAUUCCACUCAAUGUACAAAAAGCCUUGGAAUGGUUCUAAUUCAAGGUUUCAAUGUUCAUAGAAGAAAAUUUUCUGUAAAUGUUUAACUUUUUGUUUAAUUAGUAUAAAAGACAGUAAAUUAUUAGAGUAGAUUAAUCCUGGGAAAGUAAAACAAUAUAACUAUUCCAAAACUUGUGUUUUAUUUAAGGAUGACAUUAUUUACAGCUAGACAUAUUCUUGCUAAUACUGAAAAAUAAUUGCAACUUAAUUUUAUAUAAAAUAUAAAGAUCUAACUGUUAGAUAGUACGAGUUACAUGUUCUUACUAAAAAAAACUUAAUCUGAAUAAACAAUGGAACAGUCAAGAGAUUAUAUUACCCUGCAGAUAAAAAAAAAUAUAAAAAAUGUUUUACUUAAUUCUGCAUUAGCUUCUCAUUUUUAAUUGCUGGUUAUUCCUGCUGCAUAACACAGUACUUAGAUCCACAAACAAGUAAUUUCCGUAUGUCACAUGACAAGUUAAAUUACUUUCUAAAUCAAGCAACAUUACCAAUGAUCAUGUCAAGUUGUCCAGAUAGAAAAAUCCAACUGUCUCUCUGGUAAAAGUCCAGAAACAUCACUCUAUCUAGAUCUAACGAACACCCAAUGAUUCAUGAAAUAUGUAGAAAGAAUUCUUUAAUUUGAUAGGAAGGGAGGGAGUAAACAAAUGAUCUGACAGGUUUUGCUGGGAGAGAAUUAUUUUAAUUUUACAUUUGAUUAAAAUAGUCUGGGAAUUGGACUAUUACAGUCAAAUUCCACCAUGUUCAGAGUUACUGAUGAAAUAUUUGUCAUGCUGGAAUUAAAGUAGGGUGUACUGAAAUAGUUGUUUAACAAGGUUUGUCCUGGUGGUGAAACUCUGAAAAGUGUAAAAAUCUUAGUAGUAGAAAAUUAGGAACAUAUUCUAGUUUGAAUUUAUUCUAGUCAGCACUUACCAUUCCAUAAUGUACUAGUCAGUAGUUAUUAGAAACAUAUAAUUGUGUAUAUAAAGUAUUUAUUAUCAGUCACCACAGUGUGACACAUAACAAGUGAUCUCUUGAAUGUGAUAUUUUACUUUUAUAAGUGUCUGUAUUUAUAUUUUAUUGAAACAUUUUUAAAAUGCCCAUUUAUUGGGUAUCAAAGAGGUGGAAUCUAGUCAUUACAUUUAUAGGUAUUUUUAAGCUUAAGUAUAGUGCAAGUGUACAUACGUUAAAGCCACAGACGAGUCACAUGUGAUAUUGUGUUAGAGGUAGAUGUACAGAGAGUAGUUAUGUGUAUGUAUGUAAAUACUUAUUAUUAUUGAAACAUUUUACUAAUUAAGUGACUGUAUUAUAUUAGUUUCAUUAUAAAAUUUUUAAAUGUUUGAGAGGUCUUAGCAGAUUUUCUUAGAAAGAGCAAAGGUUUUACACAAAAAAUGUGUCUGAAAAAAAAAAAGUAACUUUGAAAACCUCUGAUCCAUAUUAAAUCUGAUCAUUAAAGCUAAAAUUUCAGUAAUACCUACAUGCAGAUGCAUAUAAACAGGUUGUAAUUACUGGAGCUGUGAAUUAUUUCAACUGUGUUACGAUAUUGCUAUAAAAUAUCACACAAAUAGGUGUGUAUGACCCUGGUGCUUGAAAUGUAGGAAGCACCACUUGAUGGGCAUAUCGUACUGUUCCUUUGGUUAGAGGAAAGCAAAGCAGUUUUAUUUAUUUCUACAAAAAGCUGGUGUUAGAUUUUUUUUAUGCACCACAUAUUACAUAUUUGUAAUAAUUUGGUGCAUAAAAAAAGUAACAAAAUGUUUUGACUUAACCCAGGUAAACUUAUCUGUUUAAUUAUAUUACAUUUAUAGGUUAAAUUCAAAACUAUGUAAAUUUACUAUGCAGAAAUACUUACUGGGUUAAAAUGGAAACUUUUUAAAAAUGUUUCACUGUACUAACAUUUAUUUAUUUAUUUUACAUUGUAUUACAUAUUCCUGUAUUAAAUUUUCAUAAAACAUACACAUUACUACCUGAUAUUAAAUAUAAAAUUAAUUUUAAAAAAACUGAUUGGUAUUCCUUGCAUUAUAAACAUACAUUUCAAACAUACCAAAAAUAUUUUAACUUUUGUUAAGCAAUGUGGCCAUUCUUGUACCUCUUUUUUUUUCCUCUGAGGUAAGAGUGUAUUUUCUUCUAAAGGUUAAAUAUAGUUAUAUUAUAAUAUCCAAUAACUUAAAAAAUAUAUUAUAAAGUAAAACAGGUCAUAAAAUGACCUUUGUCUGUAGCAAGUUGUCAUAGUUCAUUAAAUUAAUGUAUUAAUUAAUGGUUAGGACUACAGAGCAUGAAUAAAUAUUUUUCAUACCAUUUAAUGAUACUAAGCCUUUCUCAAGUUCUUAAUUUGUGUUGUAUUUAAAAUGUUGCACAGCUCCUUAAAAAAUGUUUGUAAAUAAGCUUCCCAGCAUUUAUAAAUAUUAAAUUUGUGCAAAUUUACUCGAUAAAAAAAUUAAUUCUAACCCAGCCACAACAUUUCUGUGUCCUAAAAGCAAGUAGUACAGAAAAAAUUCUCAGCAAUGAACUUAAGGUGUAUUAAAAUAAACUUUACUUUUGCUGCUUGUAAUCAUAUUUAUUAGGUACCUAUGGGGAAAAGAUAUGCGUAGCCUGUUGAUUGCUUGAGCACAGAUACUCUAGCAAAUGUUUAGAUUACUAAAACAAAAAAAAAUUCUGAAGAGUUGAUCUAAUUUGUAGUUUUUACUAACAGCACUUUAUCUUUUCUACGGAACUUUUGUUGUGGAGUAUUUCUUGUCUAAUCGAGUAUGAAAUUCACGACAUACUGCAUUUGCUAGAAAUGUGAACAGAAUGUGUGGUUAAGUUUGUGAGUCUCGAGAGCUGUGAUGAAACAAAACACGGGAUGGCUGAGUCAGGCAGGCACUUGCAUAGUACCAGUGUAUUUCCUCCAUAAAAAAGAAAUUUGUGUUCAGUGGUUUACAUUUUCAUAACAUCUGAGUUAACACACCCACAAAAUUGAUUUUAUUAUUAGGUACUGAAUUUUUAUUAUUUUUUACAGAAUAGCACUAAUGCACAGAAAAUACGAGUGUUUAACAAUUCUCACUAUUUGUAUGAGUUAAUUUAAAAUUGUGAGAAGCUAAUUUCCAUCAUAGCAGAAACGCCCUUAUUUACAUUUUCCCUGCAUUCUGCUAUCCACUUAAACAAGAGUUAUAACUUUAAUUUAAUUUUUCCAAAUUUCUAGGUUUUGCAUGUACUGCCUGCACAUUGCAGAUACGUAAAAAUGUAUUUUUUUUAUAUAAUUAAAACAUGAAACACUAGAAAAAUUAAAUUCCCUUUAGCUUCUGAACUUGUCUGUAAACCAAUAACUAUGUAAGUUGUACAUUAAGUAUAUACAACCUCUCUUUUUAACAUCAUCAGAUGAUCUCAGUUUUAUGUUUUCUCUUCAUAAUUGUAACAUUAAAUAUAAGUAAUGUAAAAAGUGUACAAUUUUUACCAUCCAAUAACUGUUUUCAAUUCUGGCUUACUACAGAACACAAAUGGAGCCAAGUAACUUGCCAAUAUCCUAGAGUAGAGAAAACUAUAUAUGUACAGUAGAGAUAACAGAAAAAACAAAUGAAAUAUUAUUUACUCCUGAAACUGACCAGUAUUUAUGGAAUCAAAUUUUUUUGCUUGCCCAGAAAAUGUAGUCAACACAUUAAAGCGAUAACAUUUUUGGUUAAGCAGGCUUACAUAUAAGAUACAAACAUGAAGGGAAAAGUUAGGUAUAUUUGAUGGCACAAAAUAAUUUCAAAGUACAGUAUCUGUAAAUUAUAUUUUUGUUAUUCAUUCAAAACAUUGUUUAUGUAAUGUACAGUAAGAAAACUCAAUUUGUAGUUACAGGACUCUCCAAAAAUAUAUUUAUACUUUAAAAUGUAAACUUUAUAUAUAAUUAUAAAAUAAAAUGAUGAUCCUGUUGUGUGACUGUUAAAGAACCAAACACUUACAACUAAUCAUUUAAAAUUGUCAUUCUGAACUGAUGUGCUACUAUCAUGCAUAUGUACUUGUGAGGAAACUGUUGCUCACUUUCUGUAAUGUAUGAAGUAAAUUAACUAUGAGAAAGGAAUUUUAUGUAAAUUAAUGUACAAUAAAAUAUGCUAUGUUGGUGAGAAACAAAAUAUCAAUAUGUGGGUGUAGAUGUAACAGUUUUAAAAAAACAUUAAUUAUUAAACUGUUGUGAACCCGAUGUUACAUCAAUAAGUUGAAAUUUUAGAUUAUUUUGAGUGGGACUAAACCACUGUAGUAAACUAUAAGUUACCCAGAAAUUUGCAAUAAUUGAUUGCUGAAACGGUUUUGUUUUUUUUCUCCUGGAUGAAAAAUGUGUUUAGAAAUGUAUCUGUAGAAUAUAAAUCAGAGACCUAUAAUAUUUUCAAGUGCAAUAAAUGUAAUUAUAAUUUAUUCAAAUAUAAAAUGUUGAAGGAUGUUACUAAAUAUCUUAUUGGAAUUGUUUCUACACAAACAAAUCCCAAUUCUAAUAUAUAAAUAUAGACCUGCACUACUGUAAUAAAGAAUAAUGUUACCAAAUAUUUGUUUGAAAACAUAGGGAUAUACAUAUGGUCAAAACCUCGAAACAUUAAAAAUACCAGUGAAACCAUUGAACUUAUACUAGGUAUUAUAAAAAUUUGAGUUCUGAGAUGUCAUAGCAAGACUCACUACGACAGACAGAUACUGUUUCCUGUAGUGAUUUGCACACACAGUUCACAUACUUGCUGGAGGUACAAUGAAUGUGAUCAAUUUUUAAUUUGCCCAGCAGUGUAACCAGGACGUCACCGUUGUAUCUAGUAGUAAAAUACACUAACAACAAAGUUUUAAAUUGCCAUUGGUGUAAGUGUGUCAGAUUCUUUCUAGUUUUAAACUGACAUAAUGAAAGCAACUGCUGACUACUGACAAAUACAAUUCUGAUAUUUCUGAGUGGUUUCAAAUUGAUUUUUUUAAUCAGUAAUAAUAAACACAUUUGGCUCCAAACAAUUCAUAUAUUCCUUCAAAAUGAUA
This is a messenger RNA of Bacillus rossius redtenbacheri, 15771 nucleotides long. Its product is annotated as protein stoned-B. The transcript has 14 exons. Gene Ontology annotation, molecular function: clathrin-cargo adaptor activity. The record is from RefSeq and is a predicted model, not a curated record. Gene Ontology annotation, biological process: regulation of endocytosis; synaptic vesicle endocytosis. Gene Ontology annotation, cellular component: clathrin-coated vesicle; synaptic vesicle. NCBI's taxonomy places the organism in Eukaryota, Metazoa, Arthropoda, Insecta, Phasmatodea, Bacillidae. The coding region runs from base 1 to 3597 and encodes 1198 amino acids.